Molecule: messenger RNA, 1672 nt
Organism: Siniperca chuatsi (mandarin fish)
Lineage: Eukaryota; Metazoa; Chordata; Actinopteri; Centrarchiformes; Sinipercidae
Product: doublesex- and mab-3-related transcription factor B1-like
Exons: 3
Coding region: 310-1149 (279 amino acids)
Biological process (GO): regulation of transcription by RNA polymerase II; sex differentiation
Cellular component (GO): nucleus
Molecular function (GO): DNA-binding transcription factor activity, RNA polymerase II-specific; RNA polymerase II cis-regulatory region sequence-specific DNA binding
Source: RefSeq, a predicted model, not a curated record
CGCCAUCUUGGGGUCCGUUAUCCAGUUUUAAUAAUACAUCCAUGGGGAAACGUAAAGGCACCGGUCUGACCAAUCUGCACAGCAACAACAAUACAGCACCUAAUGAUUGUAAAGGCCAUUCAGCUCUUGAUUGGUCUCUCAUUGGUCUCUAUGGCCUGUGGCCGAGGGCCAAUAAUGUCAGUCACAUUUUCCCAAGGCCUGAAAAUGAUACAUUUUAUACAAAGUUCAGACUGGGUCACAAAUCCCCACAAAUGCGAGAAGGGGACAUCAGGCGGUUCAUACCUGAACAUAACUUAGCCGGCUGGCAACAUGUCCUUAUCCAAAGAACAACUGAUGGUAGCGGCCGCCGAGAAACCACGACAGCCGAAAUGCACCCGGUGCCGACACCAUGGGAUCAUCGUCCCGCAGAAGGGCCACAUGAAGUACUGUCCUUUUCUUAAAUGCGACUGCUGGAAGUGCUAUCUGAUCACACAGCGGACUCGGAUUACGGUCCUCCAGCGAGGUCUGAAGCGAACCCAAAAUAAAGAGCAGCGACCCUGCGCUCCAGGGAAACCAACGGCUGAGGGGACCUGUAGCGCCUCGGCCCCGGACGGAGGCGCUCGUCCGUCGUCCACACCUGGACUGACGUGUCCCCCGUCGGGAGCUGCCCCGGAGCCUGUCGCCGCCAACGCUUGGAGACCUCUCGAUCUCCGGAUCAGACCUGCCGCGGGAGGAGAGGAUGUAGCCGGUUUGGACAGCAGAAAAGUGCUGCCCUUCGCGUCCAGUGAGGAAGGACCAUGUAGGCCUACACCUUUUAAUGGGCCUUACUUCGGUGAAUUUGGCCAGACUGCACCUCUGCCUGUUAUUCACUUUCCAUUUAGGAUGUCAGGUCAUUACCCCAGCAGCUACGCAUGUCCAAAUUUCCUGCUCAACAUGCCAUGGUUGCCACCCGUGCCUGCUGGGCUUUACAACGACGGCCUCUGUGGACCCCUAAUGUUCCCCCACUUCCAGUCGGGUGCUGUGCAUUACCCACCUCCCCCAGAGCCUGGACACCCUGCUGAUUGUAGACAGGUCUUCUUCACCCUCCCAGAGCCCUUCCAGGACGAGCUGGUGUCGAGGCAGCCUCCUCUGUCCAAACACACUGAGCAAGACAUAGAAGAGCUGGAUUAAAGCACAUAAUACGUGGACUGGAUUAUAAGAACUGAGCUAUUUCCUCUAGGUUUUCCUGUUUUUAAUGGAGGGGAUUUCAGUCAUUUCUGCUAUCAAGGAUGCAGUUCAUUUGCAAACAGCAAACAGUUCGUUUUUCCCUGUUGUUUUGUAGUCCCAUUUAGAUUGCUGGUUUUAAUGUUUCUGCACACUGUUGGUUGUUAAUAUAUUGAUAUAGGAUAAAGGCGUGGCAUUGUUGAUAAAGGAAGCCAGCUGAUCAAAGCAAAAAAUGUGAAAUUAUUUUGUAUUUCUAGAAUUGGUAAUAAACUCAGUUGAGAUUAUCCUCAUUUUAACUUUUUUACGUCAAUAAAUCAGUUCUAAAUCAGUGCUAACUAUUUAUAAAUCUGUUAUAAAUUAGCACUGUGCUGGUGUAGCAGUGCAACAGGCAUUUGUUCUGUGUACUUACAUAAGAGUUGACAUGCCAUUUUUGGUUGGCAUUGUGUUUGUCUACAAAGAAAAAUAAAAGUUGGUUGGGUUUAUCUUUUCA